Messenger RNA from Sorex araneus (European shrew), 4388 nucleotides. RefSeq names its product DnaJ heat shock protein family (Hsp40) member C27 (gene DNAJC27). Gene Ontology annotation, molecular function: GTP binding; GTPase activity. The transcript is spliced from 7 exons. The record is from RefSeq and is a predicted model, not a curated record. The coding region runs from base 183 to 1004 and encodes 273 amino acids. NCBI's taxonomy places the organism in Eukaryota, Metazoa, Chordata, Mammalia, Eulipotyphla, Soricidae.
CGCAGCUCCCCGCGCUCGCGCCCGCCCGCGCCCGCUGCCAGGCAGCGGCGGGGAUGGCCAGGCGCCGAGCCGGGGCGGUGACGCGGGCUGCGGUGCGGCCAUUGGCCGAGGGGGCCUGAGGGACGGGCCAGCCUCGUGAACAAGGAGACGCCGAGCCGCGAGGCCCCGGGAGAGCGAGGGCAAUGGAGGCCAACGCGCCCAAGCGCAAGGAGCCCGGCAAGUCCCUGCGCAUCAAAGUCAUCUCCAUGGGCAACGCCGAAGUGGGGAAAAGCUGCAUUAUAAAGCGAUACUGUGAGAAGAGAUUCGUGUCUAAAUACCUUGCAACGAUUGGAAUUGACUAUGGCGUCACAAAGGUGCAAGUCAGAGACAGAGAAAUCAAAGUGAACAUCUUCGAUAUGGCCGGACAUCCCUUCUUCUAUGAGGUUCGUAACGAGUUUUACAAGGACACACAGGGUGUGAUACUGGUGUAUGAUGUGGGGCAGAAAGACUCCUUUGAUGCCCUUGAUUCGUGGCUGGCAGAGAUGAAGCAAGACCUUGGACCGCACGGAAACAUGGAAAAUAUUGUAUUUGUAGUGUGUGCCAACAAGAUCGACCUUACCAAGCACCGUUGUGUGGAUGAAAGUGAAGGGCGCCUGUGGGCUGAAAGCAGAGGUUUCCUGUACUUCGAGACGUCGGCCCAGACUGGAGAGGGAAUCAAUGAGAUGUUCCAGACCUUUUACUUAUCCAUCGUCGACUUCUGCGAACACGGCGGGAAACGCCCCGUGCCCAGCAGCAGCGUGAGCUUCACCAAAGAGCAGGCGGACACCAUCCGCCGCAUCCGGGGCAGCAGGGACAGCUGGGACAUGCUGGGGCUCAAGCCUGGGGCCUCGAGGGAGGAGGUCAACAAAGCGUACCGGAAGCUGGCGGUGCUGCUGCACCCCGACAAGUGCAUGGCGCCUGGGAGCGAGGACGCCUUCAAGGCCGUGGUGAACGCCCGGACGGCCCUGCUGAAGAACACCAAGUAGGGGGGCCAGGCGCGCCCCCGCCGGCCCCGCUCUGUCGGGCUGUGUCCUUGGUCGCUGCCCCAGGAGGCUCGAGUCAGGCGACCUUGGGACACGCAGCGACGAGAGCCGAGCGCCUCUUGCCCCCUCCUGCUCCCCACUGCCCGCAUCCCCCCCUGUCAGCCCUGGAGCAGGACCCCUGAGGCACUCGGCAGGUGGGUGCCCCCCUCGGGGAAGCCGGGAGCCUGCGAGGGAGGACGGGACGCCCCGCUCUCAUUCUUGUCGCGUCAUUCGUCGAGAAGGGGACACACACACACACACACAUACACACACACACACACACACACACACACACACACACACACCUAGAACUGCAGUUCCGCUCACAGUGGCUGGGCGGGGACUUGGGCCACAGACCUGUCGCUGGGCACCUGGGGGCAGCCUCUGGGAGGUGUGCAAGGGCCCAUUCAAACGGGCUGUCCCUGCUUCCCCUCCUCUGGCCACCAGGGGGAGAGACGGGCCCGGCGGAGGGAAGGCCGAGGCACGGGGCGGGUGGGGGGCGGCUCGGACCCAGCUGGGAGGGGUGGGGGCUCCAGAAGUUGGGCCCAGCGCCGCCCCCUGCCUGUGCCCGUCCCGGGGCCUGCCUCUGGCUGCUCCAGCACUGUACCCCACCCCGCCCUCCCCGUUCAGCCCUCUUCCUUCCCCUCUCUUCGUUUUUCAAUAUGCGCCAUCACCGGCAUCUCUCUCAUCUUGCUUCCUGGCAUCCAGCUGCUGCCUCCCCUCCUCCCUUUGCCAUGGCUGAGCCUGGUCGACCAGAGGCGGGCAGGGCGGGGGGCGCCGUUUGGGUGAGGCCCGUGUCGGGGCCCGUAUCCUGGCUGCUUGCGCCCCAGCGGCCUGACGGGCAGCAUUUCAGCUGCACAGCACGAAGCUGAUCUCCCCUAGCGAGCUCCGUCCUCUGGUCACUCUCCCCUCCUCGGACCCGUGGGACUCCUGGGGACUAGGUGUCGGGUUGGGCCUUCUUCAGAGCUCGUGGCCCUGGCGCGCCGUGUCUCCUGUCCCUGGGACUCGUGCUUUUGGUGUGACUGAGCUGCCGCAGAGCGAUACUGUCGUGGCUGCCGGGCCGCCCUCCCUCCCGCAGGAAAGCUGGACUCAGCCCACUUGCCCCCCUCCCCCCCUCUGUGUCCUCUUCAUGGAGCAGCUUCCGGGGCUCCACGGGGAAUCCUCACGGUCGGACGGAUGGGAAGAUGGAUGGGAACGCUUCUCUUCUUCCUUUUAACGAAUUGAGAUCUAACCCCCCGGGGCAGUUUCCUCUGGCCUGGGCACUGGAGCUGCCCGGACUCCAGGUGUGCAUCUCAUCUUGGGUUUUGCAAAGGGCCUUUCUGAAGUCCCCGGAAGUCUGGGGACUUGCAUGGUGGUGCCUGCCCAGGUUGGCGUGACUCCUCCCUGCUGGGGCCCUCCAGGGCCGUCACCAGAACUGCUGGUUGCCCUGCACAGAUCUCUGCAAGGAGCAGCUAGGGCUGCGAGCAUCCCAGCAGUUAGGACCUUGAGUGUCCCAGCAGGUGGGGCUGCGAGCAUCCCAGCAGUUAGGGCUUCGAGCAUCCAAACAGUUAGGACCUUGAGUGUCCCAGCAAUUAGGAUCUACAGUGUCCCAGCAGGUGGGGCUGUGAGCAUCCCAGCUCCUGCCUGUGGUGGCUGCUUGUUGCUGGCUCUUGCAGGCUCUGUCGCUCACACUCACUAACGUGAAUGACGACCCGGCACGACUCCGGUGAAUAAAAGGAAGAGGAGAAGCAGGUUUAGUUUCAGCGCCCUCAAAUUUUUCUGACUCCUUAAGCCUUGAGUAGAUUAUUAAGAGGUAAGGAAGCAUGAUUUGCAAUGAGGUUUUUUUUGGGGGGAAGGGUACAGAUUUCAUACAAAACUUUACAGACCUCGGUGCAUUACUGUCCAUCCAAUCUUGGUGCAGAUGUACUUUGUAGUUCUACUUCAUAAAAAUUCCUCAGCCAGGUAAGAUUGCAAAAGACAUCAUUGAGAAUAACCACUAGCAGGAGUUUUCCAUGGCUAAAAAAAAAAGUUUCAUAGAGAAUCUCGUUUUUUUUUAAAAAAAAAAAAGAAUAAAAGCCUGAACAGGUAUUAUUAAAUAAAAGCCAUUUAUACCAUGUCUGAGUCACCAAGAAUGAACACUUUUAAAACUUGUUAGAAAUCCCUGGAGGCAUUUCAAAUCCAUCGCCCAACCUACCUGAGCACUUGAAAAGGCACACAGCCUCCUCUGGGUCCUCUCUCCCUCGCUGCUCCCCCCCCCAACCCCCUAGAACCGGCGUCUUAUUGCCAACGUUUCUUUUUCUUGAAUAUUCUCAUCUGUGCCCCUUUGACCCAGUGUCUUACUCCCAGCGUUUCUUUUACUUGAACAGCCUCAUCUUAACUUCUCUGCAUCCGUGUAUCCUUGAUCUUGUUAACCCUGUUAACUGCAAAGUCCGGAUUUGGGGGGUAUCGCACUGCACAGUGGGGCGGGCUAGCUCCCUGCCCACUGGGCAUGCCGUCUCCCCCUUGGCCGGUGGCAUCGCUGUGAGGCUAACAGCAGCUGGUCUUCCUGCGGAUUUCACACCGUUCCCUCCAGCUGUUGUUUACCCCGGCAGCCUUGCUGUACUGUGUUCCCCCCCCCACACACACAUCGAGUUCUCUCCUGGUGACUUCACGCCCACCCCUGAGGACCCACUUCACUGUUCACUAAAUGAGCCAUAGAGAAGGCAGCUACGGUUCUGGAAGGAAGCCAGACAGAGGGCCAGCCCUGUGGCAGCAGCGCCGUGGGGGGGCAGGAAGGGUCCCGGCCCAGGCUGGGGGGGUGGGGGGCACACAGGUGGCUCCACAGGGCCAGGAGGCGCUCUCCAGGGGAACUCGCGGGGGUGCCGGAAGGUUUCUCUCUUUCCUGCCAUCUCCAUCGAGCUCACCCUGAGCUCAUCAACGUCUUUUGGGAAACUUGGAAAAAGGAAAUUGAGGCGCAAAUAGAGCUCCCCGCCCUGCCGCCCGCCCGCUGUCCGGUGCUCAAGGGGAGGAGAGGCUCCUGCUUCUCGGGUGCUGCCCAGCGCAGUGGUGGGACGCGGCUGCUGUGGCUUGUUCCGUGGCUCGUCCGCAGGCGUCUCGGGGGGAGUGGGAAGCGGCAGGCGUGGCGCAGAGCGGCCAAGCGUGUCUGACGGGAGGUGCAAUAAGUAACUGUGCGAGAAGGGCCCGGCGGGGACGCGCCAGCCCCCCCUUGGCCGGUGGUGUCUCCGACCAAGCCCUUCGCUCUAACGAGGUAAUGUACUUAAGUGCUUACAGAAAACGUUAACGCUAACGGUUGUUUAUGUCUUGUAUAGAGAGUGUCAUAUGUAUUUAAGUUGCAUAUUUUUCUAAAAUAAAGCCGAAUAUUGAACACUG